This is a messenger RNA of Umbelopsis ramanniana AG, 3396 nucleotides long. RefSeq lists its product as uncharacterized. NCBI's taxonomy places the organism in Eukaryota, Fungi, Mucoromycota, Umbelopsidomycetes, Umbelopsidales, Umbelopsidaceae. The transcript is spliced from 21 exons. Gene Ontology annotation, cellular component: endosome; plasma membrane; trans-Golgi network. Gene Ontology annotation, molecular function: ATP hydrolysis activity; ATPase-coupled intramembrane lipid carrier activity; magnesium ion binding. Gene Ontology annotation, biological process: endocytosis; phospholipid translocation; retrograde vesicle-mediated transport, Golgi to endoplasmic reticulum. The record is from RefSeq and is a predicted model, not a curated record. Bases 4 to 3279 code for a protein of 1091 amino acids.
CGCAUGCCAAGGGAAACCCGCCCCAUCGAAUUGCGGAAACUUAUGCCCUUCUCCGACUCGGCACGCAAGUACAGAACAUCGGAUUCUAUACAUAGCGAGGAUGAAGAGCCUUUGAUGGACGAAGAAGCAUUGCUGGGUUCCACGGCGGAUAACGACGAAUCAAUAGAUAGACACCAUCCACGGAAACGAAAGGCAAAAGGAAAAUCAACUCUCAGUAAUGUAUUUCAGCGAGCUCCAAAAAGCCUAAACGCUCGAACAAUCAAUAUUCAUGAAGAUGAUCGAGCGAAGAAGAAGUUUUCUCCCAAUCUGAUUGUCAAUCAGAAGUACAAUAUAAUAACCUUCUUACCACUUGUGAUGUACGAGCAGUUCAAAGUUUUUUUCAACCUGUAUUUUCUUCUGGUUGCUUUAUCUCAAUUUAUUCCAGCCUUAAAGAUUGGAUAUAUUUUCACGUACUUUGGACCACUCUGCUUUGUUCUCUUGGUUACGAUUAGCAAGGAGGCAAUGGAUGAUUACCAACGUUAUGUACGAGACAAAGAAGCCAACUCACAACAAUACAUUGUCCUCUCAUCUACCGGACAGCGCAGUAUACCCAGUUCUAAAAUUCGUGUUGGCGAUCUUGUCGUUUUGAAGAAAGAUCAAAGAGUACCCUCUGAUAUGGUUUUGUUACGCACAACUGAAGCGAGUGGCGCAUGCUUCAUUCGCACGGAUCAGCUCGAUGGUGAAACCGAUUGGAAAUUACGCUUGGCAGUGCCUACCACACAAAAUUUGCCUACCGAUGACAGCAUUAAUCAACUGGAAGGAGAGAUCUACGCCGAUGCCCCUCACAAGGACAUUCAUUCUUUUCUUGGAACUUUCACUCAGUUCAAUACCAACAACGGACAACCUCAUGUUGACGCUCUUGGUGUUGAAAAUACGCUGUGGACGAACACUGUCCUUGCAUCUGGAACGGCCGUUGGAUUUGUUAUAUAUACCGGUAAAGAUACUCGUGCUGUCAUGAAUACAAGUCAUCCAGAGACCAAAAUUGGUCUUUUGGAUAGAGACAUCAAUCGACUCGCAAAGAUUCUCUUUCUCGUAACUUUGGCACUUUCUAUUGUUAUGGUUGGCCUGAAUGGAUUCCAAGGAAUAUGGUAUAUCUAUGUGUUCCGAUUCCUUAUCUUAUUUUCGUCUAUUAUUCCCAUCAGCUUGCGCGUCAAUUUGGAUAUGGGCAAAACGGUCUAUGGUCGACAAAUAGAGCAUGAUAGAGAAAUACAAGGCACCAUUGUUAGAACUAGCACUCUGCCUGAAGAGCUUGGCCGAAUAGAAUAUUUGCUAACGGAUAAGACGGGAACUCUUACAAAGAAUGAUAUGGAACUCAAGAAGCUACAUAUGGGCACGAUGUCUUAUGGAAUUGAUUCUAUGGAUGAAAUCGUUUCCCAUCUUGAGACAGCAUAUGAACAGACACGACCUAGCUACAAGCGUGCGGGAACUUCUGCAAAUAUACAACCCAGUGGAGGUAUCGUUGGAAUUUCCGGAAAGGGGCGCCGAGAUAUCUCUUCUCGCAUAAAGGAUAUUGUGCAGGCCUUGGCACUUUGCCAUAAUGUCACACCUGUUAUUAGCACAGAUGGGACCAUUGCAUAUCAAGCCUCCAGUCCUGACGAAGUGGCGAUUGUGAAGUGGACUGAACAAAUUGGUGUCGCUCUUACUUUCCGUGACAUUCGAGAGAUCCAUCUGCGCAUUGCUUCAUCAGGCGAUAUACACGAGUUCGAAGUCCUGCAAGUCUUCCCAUUCACUAGUGAAUCCAAGCGCAUGGGUAUCAUUGUUCGCGAUAAGUUGACCAACGAAAUCACCUUCUAUCAGAAGGGUGCCGAUGUUGUUAUGAGCCGGAUUGUCCAAUACAAUGAUUGGUUGGACGAGGAGUGUGGCAACAUGGCUCGCGAAGGUCUCAGAACUUUGGUGGUUGCAAAGAAGCGCCUAUCUGAGGAAGCAUACGAAGACUUUAGACAAAGAUAUCAUGAAGCGGAAACUAGCAUUCACGACCGUAAUGCCCGCAAGCAGGAGGUCGUAGAAAGCUGUCUCGAAAGCGACUUAGAACUCUUGGGAUUGACGGGUGUUGAGGACAAGCUACAGGAUGGUGUCCGCAAUACAUUGGAAUUGAUGAGAAACGCAGGAUUGAAGAUUUGGAUGUUGACAGGUGAUAAGAUCGAAACCGCAACUUGUAUUGCAGUAUCGUCUAAACUAGUUUCCCGAAAUCAAAACAUUCACCAAAUUUCAAGACUAAAAUCCUCCAUGGAGGCCCUUGACGAGCUUGAUAACUUAAGGUCAAUGACCGACUGCUGUCUUGUUAUCGACGGUGAAUCACUGCAGCUGUACUUGGAUAAUUUCAACGAAGAUUUUAUUGAGCUGGCAACAUCUUUACCUGUCGUGGUUGCCUGUAGAUGCUCUCCCACUCAAAAGGCGGAUAUCACAAGGUUGAUCAAAGCAUAUACACGAAAGCGUGUCCUUUGUAUUGGUGACGGCGGCAACGAUGUCAGCAUGAUUCAAGCCGCCGAUGUCGGUGUUGGUAUUGUUGGAAAGGAAGGACGACAGGCUUCUCUCGCCGCUGACUUUUCGGUGAUGCAGUUUAGUUAUCUGACCAAGCUUCUUCUUUGGCAUGGACGUAACAGCUACAAACGGUCAGCAAAGCUUGCGCAGUUUGUCAUUCAUCGUGGUCUCAUCAUAUCGGUGAUGCAAGCUGUUUUCUCGGCUUUCUUCUAUUUUGCUCCUAUUGCUCUUUACCAAGGCAUGUUAAUAGUCGGAUAUGCUACUUUGUAUACUAUGGCUCCUGUGUUCUCGCUAGUUCUGGAUCAAGACGUCAGUGAAGAUAUAGCGCUGCUAUACCCCGAACUAUACAAAGAUUUGACAAAGGGACGAUCACUGUCGUACCGAACAUUCUUUACUUGGCUCCUCAUCAGCGUUUAUCAAGGAGGAGCGAUCAUGAUCUUGUCCAUUCUUUUGUUCGAGGAUGAAUUCAUCCAUAUUGUAUCUAUAUCGUUUACGGCGUUGAUCUUUAAUGAGUUAUUAAUGGUUGCGUUCGAGAUCAAUACAUGGCAUCGUAUCAUGAUUAUAUCAGAAAUUGUCACUAUUCUCAUUUACGUUGGAUCUAUGUGGGUCUUACCAACCUACUUUGACAUGACAUUCAUCCUGACGACACGGUUUGUGUGGAAGGUUGCUGUAAUAACAGCGGUCAGUAGUUUGCCAUUGUACUUUGUCAAAUUUAUCAAACGACGGUACGCUCCUCCAAGCUAUACAAAAUUGACGUAGCAGUCACAAAGUUCAAGGUUUUUUCUGCUCACCGUGAAUCCUGUAAACAUCUUCCAUUCCCUCCCCUCCCCUCUACACUUGUAUUAUCAUGUCACGCGAUAAUCUAUUGUUUCAAGA